Molecule: messenger RNA, 5263 nt
Organism: Vanessa atalanta (red admiral)
Lineage: Eukaryota; Metazoa; Arthropoda; Insecta; Lepidoptera; Nymphalidae
Gene: sfl
Product: bifunctional heparan sulfate N-deacetylase/N-sulfotransferase
Exons: 15
Coding region: 595-3285 (896 amino acids)
Cellular component (GO): Golgi apparatus
Molecular function (GO): deacetylase activity; heparan sulfate N-sulfotransferase activity
Source: RefSeq, a predicted model, not a curated record
GGUAAACGAAAGGAAAAUAUGAUAGUAAAAGAUACGACAGUGAUCGUGUAUUACAGUGGUUUGUUUUGAUAACAUAAAACUACGCUAAAUGUUAAGAAGUUGUAACCUAUGACUGAUUUAUAUGACUAUGCUGUGCGUGAAAAGUUGUUUUAAGUUUUGGAUUCGCGUUUGUUGAGUGUGACUUUAAAUUUCGAAAAUAUUUGACGUCCAGAGGAGUCAUCAAAAGAUAAAUCCGAUGAGAUCGGCAAGUAAGGCCGUCAGGGUUUGCAUACGGAUGCCGUGAGCUCUGUCAACGAGAGCGCACGCCGUCGCCGUGAUGAGCACAACCCGCCAAAAUGCGUCGGCGGCCAUUUUAAAUAGGCAACUGACCCGUUUGUCGUCACGAGAUGGCCGGCGUCCGUACAUACAGCCUUCCAGCGCAGCAACGCAUUUGCACCCCUCUGCGUCACUAUGAAAUGUGGAAACACGGCAAGUGGCGACAAAAAUCACCACCAAGGACAAACGCGGCCAUUAGAGUACCCAGAUAGAGAUUGUACAGUGAACAUUCGUAGAGGCCUAAGUGUUACUGUGUUGUGUAAAUAUAGUGGUGUGUAAAUGCUAGAUAUGGCAGGCGAAAGUCGGGGAGCGCGUACGCCGCUACUCGAAUGCGGCGACUAUGCGCAUACGCAUAAGACGGCGACGCCACGCUGCUGUAUAUGGUUGGCUAGCCACGUCAAUGUGAGGAAAUGUGUGGCCGGCAUUAUGCUGCUCUCCGUCCUGACCAUAUUCUUCUAUACGUAUUAUGUCACAAUGCCGCUUACAAGCCUCGUUUGGCGCGAUCGAGUACCGCGUCCGCUAUCGCAGUGCUCGCUGCUUGCGUCGCAGCAGCAGACCGCACGGGACCACCGAUCGGACGCGCGACUACGCAUCGAUGCUAAAGUGCUUGUCAUAGCCGAGUCGUUAUACUCGCGACUGGGACGCGACAUCGCCGAGCUGCUUGUCGCCAACCGAAUACGGUACAAAGUGGAAGUUGCAGGCAAAAGUCUGCCAGUGCUUACCACUUUGGACAAGGGGCGAUACGGAGUGAUUGUGUUCGAGUCGCUGUCGAAAUAUGCAAAUAUGGACAAGUGGAAUCGAGAACUUCUCGACAAAUACUGUCGAGAAUAUUCAGUAGGGGUCGUCGGGUUCGCAACGCCGGGGGAGGAGAGCCUUGUUGGCGCUCAGUUGAAAGGAUUCCCUCUCUUCAUGCAUACCAAUCUAAGGCUUAAGGAUGCAGCUUUAAAUCCAGCGUCGCCGGUGUUGCGGUUAGCUCGCGCCGGCGAAACCGCUUGGGGCUCGCUGCCUGGUGACCACUGGACUGUGUUCAGAGCUAACUCUUCCACAUACGAACCUGUGGCUUGGGCGCUGCGAGAGAAUGAUUAUGGCACUAGCGAAGACCGAAUGCCGUUGGCGACUGUAGUUCAAGAUCACGGGCGUUUGGACGGUGUCCAAAGAGUACUCUUCGGAUCCGGCCUCCAGUUCUGGCUUCACCGUAUUCUGUUUCUGGACGCUCUGAGUUACCUGAGCCAUGGCCAGCUUAGUCUGAGCCUCGACAGAUGGAUACUUGUUGAUAUUGACGACAUAUUUGUAGGUGAACGAGGUACGCGUCUACACGAAGAGGAUGUGUCGGCGUUGUUGGCGUCUCAGACGGCGCUGCAGCGUCUCGUGCCGGGCUUCCGGUUCAACCUCGGUUUCAGCGCAAAGUACUACCAUCACGGAACCAUCUUGGAGAAUCGAGGCGAUGAUGCUUUACUGAAAAACAGGGAACAUUUCAACUGGUUUUGCCAUAUGUGGAAUCACCAACAACCACAUCUAUACAACAAUGUUUCCCAACUCGAAACUGAGAUGACGAUGAACAAACAGUUCGCGAUCGAACACGGUAUUCCAACAAAUUCGUGCUAUUCAGUAUCACCGCACCAUUCGGGAGUGUAUCCCGUACACGAACCGUUGUAUGAAGCGUGGAGAAAAGUCUGGGAUGUAAAAGUGACGAGUACCGAAGAAUACCCCCAUUUACGCCCAGCUAGGCUGCGUCGCGGUUUCCGUCACCGAGGUGUAAUGGUGCUGCCACGUCAAACGUGCGGACUAUUCACGCACACGUUGCUCUUGGAGCGAUAUCCCGGGGGCAGACAGCGUCUCGACCGUUCCAUACAAGGCGGGGAGCUGUUCCAAACGGUCAUCAAUAACCCGAUAAACGUGUUUAUGACGCACAUGUCUAACUACGGCAACGAUCGCUUGGCUCUGUACACCUUCGAGUCCGUCGUCAAGUUCCUGAGAUGCUGGACAAACGUUCGUCUCGCGUCCGCUCCGCCGCUUGCGCUCGCUGAAAAGUACUUCCAACUGAGGCCGGACGAACUGAAUCCGCUAUGGGGAAAUCCAUGCGACGAUAUCCGUCACCGUCGUAUUUGGUCGAAGAGUAAAUGGUGUGACACUUUACCGAAGAUUCUAGUGAUCGGACCACAGAAAACAGGCAGUACUGCGCUAUACACGUUCCUCGCUAUGCAUCCGACUUUAGUGCCAAACUUGCCGAGUCCGACGACUUAUGAGGAAUUGCAGUUCUUCAACAACAACAACUAUUUAAAAGGAUUGGACUGGUAUUUAAAUUUCUUCCCUCCGAGCCAGAGCAAUAACACGCAGAUAACAUUCGAGAAAUCGGCGACUUACUUCGAUGGAGACCUCGUGCCGCGUCGAGCGCAUGCUCUCCUACCAAACGCGAAGAUCAUCGCCAUACUUAUAUCGCCCUCGAAAAGAGCGUAUUCCUGGUACCAGCACAUACGUUCACACGGUGACCCCAUCGCCAACAAUUACACCUUCCACACCGUCAUCACAGCCAACGACUCUAGUCAGAAAUCACUGCGAGAUUUAAGGAACCGCUGCUUGAAUCCGGGAAAGUACAGCCAUUAUCUUGAACGAUGGCUGUCGGAGUACAGCGCUCACCAAGUCCACAUCCUGGACGGUUCGCUUCUACGGACCGAACCGGCGACUGCUAUGAACACGUUGCAGAAGUUCUUAAAGAUACCACAUUUAGAUUAUAACAAGCUUCUUAAAUACGAUGCUAAAAAGGGUUUCUUCUGCCAGGCCGUGAGCAGCGAGAAAACUAAAUGCCUCGGAAAGUCAAAAGGCCGCAUAUAUCCACCAAUGGAGGAUCGGUCGGCGAAAUUCCUCAGACGAUACUACACGCCUCACAAUACGGCUCUGUCCAAACUAUUGGUGAGACUCGGCCGUCCAGUACCACAGUGGCUCAAAGAGGAGCUAACCGCGAAUGGAUAGCGUUUCUUUCAACCUAAAAGGUUGGAAAGAAAAAGAAAAACAAUACAUGGAUUGAUCAAAGUUUGUGUCGUGAAUGUACCGUGAAGAGACGGUUUAGUCCGAGUUAUGAACUGUGGACGUUCGCAAUACGUAAAAUCGUUUAUAAUGUUUCAAUGUGAGAGUAUCCUUGUUGAAAGAUAUCUUUGUCUAUCGAAUCUUGUAUUAUAUUCAGAGUGAUAUUAAAUGAUUUACUGUAAUAUAAUCAUCGUUUCGAUGAUCGGAUGUGUUUUUUUCUAUGUAGAUGGUAAUUUUAUUUUUAUUAUUAGCGUAAGUAUUCAGUGUUCAUGAAAUUAAAUGUUAAAAACUUUGCUUGCCCGAUACCUUACGACUUAGCCAUUUACAGUACCGAUGGUAUUCACAUAUCGGCUUAGGUGCUAUUCGUUGAUUGUUUUAUAUAAAACACAUUUAUAAUAGCAUGAUAUUUUAGUUCGGUGAAAUGGUUAUAACGAGUUUUCUCAGCGAGAAGAAUUGAACGAGCUUGCAAUACGAAAUGAAAUUGUUUUUACGCCGUAGUUAUAUCAGAUUCAUCUCAUUCCACGCGAACGUCAGACACGCUUACUUUAGUAUUUUUAUAUAUACGUACCUGAUGCUUUUUGUACAUUAUAGUUAAUUUUUGUUCGUAUCUAUUUUAUAUCUAGGAGAUUUAUAUUCAAUACUGUAGUCCCUCGGUGCCAUUUAUACAAAUAACUCGUGUUGAUUUAUAAGGCUUGAAAUUAUUUUAUAUCUUUAUUCGUAUGAAAACAUUUGUUUAUAAAUAAAUCACUUUCGAUUUAUUGAAUAUUAUCUGACGCGUUAUUUAAUUAAAAUGCCGUUAAUUAAUACUUAAAAAAAAACACCAUAGACAAUAUUGUCAAUUUCCAAUGGCACUAAACUUCAUAAAGAACAAGAAGCUAGUCCUAUAAUUAAGACAUUUUUUUUUUAACCUGAAAUGCUUUUCUACCCUAAUAAAUAACAUUAACUGGCAACUAGCCUUGUUUUCAAUUAUAAUGUAGUAUAUUAAAUGUACUGUUGUCCCUUUCCUUCCUUCGCUAGGAGAAAAGGAUAGCACCAUUUGACAGCUGUCACAUCAUGUGACAUAACUUAUCCCUAUCGGGUUUUAUUUUAUAUUAAUGCGUGUGAUUGACAAGAACUGACCUCACAGUGAAAUAAAUAGUGUAUUCGGAAUAUAUUUUGAUACGCAUGAAUUUAUUGGCGAGGGAAUGUGGUCUGGAUAGUUACCAGACAAUUUUACAAAACUAUUUGUAAUAGAUAUCGGUACUUAAAACUUACCCUUGUAAAAAAAAUAAACCGAUGAAAUAUUAGAUAAUAUAAAUAUAUUAUAUAACUAAAUGAAAUAAUUGGAUAUAUAAUGUAAAUUAUGAAUGUUUUUAUAAUUACAUAUGUAUAUUAAUUAUAAAUAUAUUUUUUUCUGUUUUUGUCAACAAAGCUUUAUAGAAUUAGAUAUUUAUGUCUACACUUCUGAAGUCUUUGAUGAAUAGCGAUGUUACUUAGAAAACGGCCUUAAGUUUUUUCUCCGAGAAAAUCGGUUCGGUAGAAGUCGAAUUAAUUUUGUACGAUUUUUUUUUUCAUUUAAUGGUACAUAUUAUUGUAAGAAUUGUGGAAUCAAGGAUCUGUUUUUGAGGCUCGUUACAUUGAUUUAGUGUUUUAAUCAUAAUCAAGAUUAUUGUUUAUCAUCAAGAAUAUUUCAGUCUCAUUUCGAAUUAAGUUUUCCGGUAGGUUACGUCAGUGUCUCGCUGCGUAAUGCGAAAUAAGUUCAGGAACUCGUUAAAUUUUUCCCUUUAUAUUUUCAUCGGUUCCAAGAAAAUGUAAUCUCGUCUUUUAAAGAGGCCCCGGUAUACUUAUUUGUAAUAUUUUAUAAUAUAAUUUUUGAAGGCGGAUGACUGUUCUUAAUGUGUUCUGUAUAAGAAAUUAAUACGUCACUUAUUUUAUUAAAUGAUUU